AUGAGAAUGGGAUACCUCAAAUAUUUCACAGGUGUACGCAGUUGGAAUAGUAAGUUACGAUCUGUUCCUUCAGUUUUAGACUUCAGCACGCCACUAGCACUACAGCUUUUAACUAAAGCGAUCGCAAAUUCCACAAUCUCCCGGAAGAUGACCUGCGAGCUGCAUGAGUUACUCGUUGCGAUUCCUCAUUGUUUAAUGAGAUAUAUCUGUCAAAAAGCUGCGCACAACAAUCCGGAAUUUCUCCUGACGAUCUCGAGUUUCCGACGGCCUGCUAUCGCCUUCCACUACCCCACCGCAUGUCUCUACCUAUAG
Morchella sextelata is the source of this 312-nucleotide messenger RNA. RefSeq lists its product as uncharacterized. The record is from RefSeq and is a predicted model, not a curated record. Lineage: Eukaryota; Fungi; Ascomycota; Pezizomycetes; Pezizales; Morchellaceae. The transcript is spliced from 7 exons. The coding region runs from base 1 to 312 and encodes 103 amino acids.